Trachemys scripta elegans is the source of this 599-nucleotide messenger RNA. Its product is annotated as BPTI/Kunitz domain-containing protein-like. The record is from RefSeq and is a predicted model, not a curated record. The transcript is spliced from 3 exons. Lineage: Eukaryota; Metazoa; Chordata; Testudines; Emydidae. Bases 1 to 441 code for a protein of 146 amino acids. Gene Ontology annotation, molecular function: serine-type endopeptidase inhibitor activity.
AUGCCCGCGGGGCAUGGAGCCGUGUCGGAGACAGAGAGCUGUGCCACAUGGAGUCCUGUCCCCACACCUCCUCCGCUCUGCUCUGCACCUCCAGACUUCUGCCAGCUCGGCCCCGACAUUGGGCCUUGCAAAGCCUGGGUCCCGCGGCUCUUCUACAACUCCAGCUCCCAGCACUGCGAGCUGUUUAUCUACGGCGGCUGCCAGGGGAACCCGAACAACUUUGCUGAGGAAGAGGAGUGUCUGCAGGCCUGCGGGCCCCCUGACAUUUGCAAACUCCCCCCUGAAGUGGGCCCCUGCGAUGCCGCAUUGCCCCGGUUCUUCUACAAUGCCAAGACCGGGCAGUGUGACGGGUUCACGUACGGCGGCUGCCAGGGCAACAGGAACAACUUUGAGACAGAGGCCGCGUGUCUCCAGGCCUGCGCAGGCCACGGCGCGGCCUAGCCCUGGCCAGAAUGGGGCUCCACGGGGAAGCUGCGGUCCCUGGAGCCGGUCCCAUUCACCCAGCACGACCCUCUGAUGCGAUGCUCUUCUGCCGUCAAGGCCCUGUCCUGUGUGGAAAUGGGUUUUUCUGCAUGUGCCUCUCACAAACUUGUUACUGU